Molecule: messenger RNA, 1665 nt
Organism: Lodderomyces margitis
Lineage: Eukaryota; Fungi; Ascomycota; Pichiomycetes; Serinales; Debaryomycetaceae
Product: mitochondrial 37S ribosomal protein uS7m
Exons: 2
Coding region: 1-1665 (554 amino acids)
Biological process (GO): ribosomal small subunit assembly; translation
Cellular component (GO): ribosome
Molecular function (GO): mRNA binding; structural constituent of ribosome; rRNA binding
Source: RefSeq, a predicted model, not a curated record
AUGAGCGAUUCUGAACACGAAAAUCACUUAGCGAGGGAGGAUGGUCCUAAACCUUAUCCACAAUAUGCCACGCCUGAACUCACUCUGAAACCGAGAAGAGCUGAUCCUAUUGGUUUAGAUUUACCAAGUAUCUCCAAUGUGGACGACAUGAAGGACGAUGAAGGGGACAUAAGAUACGAGGUCACGGAAGAUCCCCAAUACCAUGUUACCAGAGCAUUAUUUAUUGGAAAUUUGCGUCGCCCUCUUAAUGCAAGCAAUUUUCAACAAUUCGUACGAAAAUUGGCCAACAAUAGCAAAGAUAUACCUAUUCGAAUUGACCGAGCUUGGUUAACCAGAUUGAGAACACAUGCAAUUGUUUUGGUGGAUUCCGAGGAAGGAGCUGAAUAUUUAAGGUCACAAAUAAAUGGCUCUAUAUACCCAGACGAAGAAGAGGAAGCCAGGUUAAAAGAAGAGUUUGAAAAUCAAGAGAUUGAACGAUUUGAGGAAGAGACCAGGAGUUACGAGCAUGAUAUGGAGACUGCAAGUGAAGCAGUGAAAGCCAACUUGAAACCGCCGGGAGAGCCUAGGGACUUUAUAACCGAGAGAAUACCUUUGUACGUGGAGUACAUUCCAGUGAAAGCCAUAAACCAAUGGACAUUUGAGGAAGAUAGAGGGCCCAGAGAUGGAAAAUGGAAGUUAGAGUAUGUUAGUAGAAACGAUGAAUUGGUUGCCUCCCACACAUUGUUGAAUGGAGAAUAUAUCCCUCGCUAUGUUCCUCCUAGACGUGGUGGUGGAAGGUAUGGAGGGCCGCCACGAGGCUCUGACCGGUACCGUUAUGGCCCUGAAUCUUAUCGUAGAAGAGGGGGGCCAGGUGUUGGUGGUGGUGGUGGACUAAGAACUGACUCGUACGUUCCUGGUCGCUCCAGUCGAUCAGAAGAACCUAGAAGGACUGAUUCGUACGUUCCAGGAAGCGCUCGAUUCAAUAGCUCUGCCAUUUCUCCUUCAACACCAGAAGCAAAGCCAACGAACCAAAAAUCACUCUUUACUGAGAUAUAUCCAAUCGACAAAGACAAGAUAACAGAGCAAGACGUUGACAAGUGGAUAGAUGCUUUGAAACAAUUACGCAAGGGCAAAAAGAUACACGAAACUCCCGAGGAGAUUUACCUUGGACAAAUUACUCAGCCAGAACAAUUUAUCACUAACAAGUUUGAGCCAACGUUGGAACAAGUUGAAGAGAGUUAUUCUUAUUCCAACAAGCAAAUACCUUUGAAAUCGGAUCCUACUGUUGAUAACUUUAUCAACUUGGUAAUGAGACAUGGGCGCAAAGCAAGGGCGCAGAAGAUUGUCAGUCGUGCAUUCUACAUUGUUCAGAUGAAAUUGCGUAAAGAUCCAAUUCAAGUGUUGAAAGACACUUUGGACAAGUUGGGCCCAUUAGUUACAACCAAAUCUAUUUCCACCGGUGUUGCAAAGAGAAGAAUUGUGCCGAUUCCGUUGAAUGAGAGACAAAGAAACAGGUUUGCUAUAACGUGGAUUUUGGAAGCCUCAAAAAAUAGAAAGUCCAAUGAUUUCGCUGUAAGGUUGGCAGAAGAGUUGAUCAAUGCCCACGAGGGGAAGUCAUCUGGGUAUGACAAGAAAGCUCAAAUGCAUAAGCAGGCAACUCAACAAAGAGCUUAUAUCAGUUUGUAA